AUGUGCCGCUAUACGUUCGUACUGGGACUGCUGUUUUGCCUCAUGGUAUCCACUCGUCAAUGGGUUCUAGAAGGUCCCACCUCGGACAUACCGAUUCCGUCGUUCCGCUCAGCGCACGAGGCCAAACUACUGCAACAAAGGCUUCUACAUGCAUUCAGGAGGAUUGAUCCAAAAGUCGCGGACGCUACAAUUGAACGAAUUCAUCGCUAUUACAGAAGUAUUUGA
Messenger RNA from Necator americanus (New World hookworm), 225 nucleotides. RefSeq lists its product as uncharacterized. Lineage: Eukaryota; Metazoa; Nematoda; Chromadorea; Rhabditida; Ancylostomatidae. The transcript is spliced from 3 exons. The record is from RefSeq and is a predicted model, not a curated record. The coding region runs from base 1 to 225 and encodes 74 amino acids.